Messenger RNA from Lepisosteus oculatus (spotted gar), 1867 nucleotides. RefSeq names its product farnesyltransferase, CAAX box, subunit beta (gene fntb). Gene Ontology annotation, cellular component: protein farnesyltransferase complex. NCBI's taxonomy places the organism in Eukaryota, Metazoa, Chordata, Actinopteri, Semionotiformes, Lepisosteidae. Gene Ontology annotation, molecular function: protein farnesyltransferase activity. The record is from RefSeq and is a predicted model, not a curated record. Gene Ontology annotation, biological process: protein farnesylation.
UGCCGUACAGUAUUUUCGCUUGUUGCCGCCCAGUUUAUAGGAAGCAGAAAGAAAGUGGAUCAGUUGUUUCAGAAGGAAUUCAGAAUUUUCAUUUAUAGUUACAGUUUUUACACAUUUGUUUUCCAUUUUAACUAUGGAGGAGCCGAUCUCCCCUUUGCGAUGUCUUUCUGAAAACCAUAAAAUGGAAAUGUUUAAGGACGACAAUGUGGAAACGGUGACUUCAGUAGAACAGAAAAAGGUCGAAGAUAGCGUUCAGCAAGUGUUCAGUGCUUACCAGAAAAACCACAGAUUAGCACAACCUACUUUACAGCGGGAGCAGCACUAUGUAUAUCUGAAGAGAGGUUUACGUUACCUUUCAGAUGCCUACGAGUGUCUUGAUGCCAGCCGUCCUUGGCUCUGCUACUGGAUCCUGCAUAGCCUUGAGCUCCUAGAUGAAACUGUCCCAGCCUCCAUCGCCUCAGAUGUCUGUAAAUUCCUAGCAAAGUGUCAGAGUCCCACGGGGGGCUUUGCAGGAGGGCCAGGUCAGCAUGCCCACCUGGCACCUACAUAUGCUGCUGUCAGUGCCCUCUGUAUAAUUGGCACAGAGGAGGCCUAUAACGUCAUUGACAGACAAAGACUGCUAGACUUCUUGUAUUCAGUGAAGCAGCCUGACGGCUCUUUCAUAAUGCACGUGGGUGGAGAAGUGGAUGUCAGAAGUGCAUACUGUGCUGCAUCAGUGGCUUCUCUAACUAACAUCAUCACACCUACGCUAUUUGAAGGAACUCCAAACUGGAUUACUAGUUGUCAGAACUGGGAGGGGGGUAUUGGAGGAGUACCGGGUCUGGAGGCCCAUGGUGGAUACACUUUCUGUGGAUUGGCAGCCAUGGCCAUUUUUCAAAAGGAGCAUAUGCUAGACCUCAAAUCCUUGUUACGCUGGGUCACGAGCAGACAAAUGCGUUUUGAGGGCGGAUUCCAGGGCCGCUGUAACAAGCUUGUUGAUGGCUGUUACUCAUUUUGGCAAGCUGGGCUGCUCCCUCUUCUCCACAGAUCUCUGUUCAAAGAAGGAGACAAAGCACUGAGUAUGACCAACUGGAUGUUUGAGCAGCAGGCCCUACAGGAGUAUAUCCUGCUGUGCUGUCAGAACCCGAGCGGGGGGCUGCUGGAUAAGCCGGGCAAAUCUAGAGACUUCUACCAUACCUGCUACUGCCUAAGUGGUCUUUCUAUAGCACAGCAUUUUGGAAGCAGGGAAAUUUACCAUGAACUUAUCCUAGGCAAUGAUGAAAACCGAUUGGCACCGACCCACCCCGUCUAUAAUAUCUGCCCAGAAAAGGUGGCUCAAGCCAUAAGAUAUUUUCAUCAGAUGCCAGUCCCAGAGCAGAGAGCUACCACCUCCAGCACUCACAACCUCUAACAGACUGCAGGGGAUAUGUCCAUUCCUUGGGUUUGUAAGAAAUGUAAUAUACAGAGUUUACUUCAUACUGGCCUGGAACAUAGCUGUCAUUGUAUUUGUGUAUGGACAUGUCAGGGAAUGUCUACCAAUGUAAAAGCUUUAACAUAGGAAAAGAAUGGCCAUGCUUUCUUUUUGACUCCUUGGAGUAGGGCAAAACUUACUUCAGUAGCAGCCAAUUUAUUUUUAGAAUGUAUUACUAAUAAACUUUUGGAAUCCAACUAUUUUCUCAGAAGUACAGUGUUUCAGUUUAAUGUUUUGGAUACCUUGAUCUCAAUUUGCAAACAGGUAUAUACUGUACAUUACUGUUAACUGCUGAGCCCUUCUUGGACCCUUAAUGUAUAUAAACUACUUCCAAAAGUGCUGAUUUAAUUUACAACUGCAUUUUCCAGGUGUCCCUCUUGAAAUAUUUUUAAUUAAACCUUUUGUUUUGGAAAAACA